Messenger RNA from Glarea lozoyensis ATCC 20868, 726 nucleotides. RefSeq names its product RING/U-box. NCBI's taxonomy places the organism in Eukaryota, Fungi, Ascomycota, Leotiomycetes, Helotiales, Helotiaceae. The record is from RefSeq and is a predicted model, not a curated record. Gene Ontology annotation, molecular function: metal ion binding. The transcript has a single exon. The coding region runs from base 1 to 726 and encodes 241 amino acids.
AUGUCAAAUUUAUCUACAGACGCGAAAGUAGGGGAGAGCGCGAAAAACAACACCGAAGAGAGCUCAACCAAUGUGGCUACAAAUGUACCAGAUACCACAAAUGAAGAAAAGAUGUGCCCUAUCUGCCACGAAACCAUAGAGACGUCAACUACAAUAUGGCCAUGCCGCCACGAAUACUGCUACACAUGCAUAAUCACAUUUUUCGCAAGCGUGGGGAGUUAUAGUGCAAAACACUGUCCUAUGUACCGCGGUAUCGUUGAGCUUCUCACCUACGAGAAGCUAAAAGACGGGGUACUGACUUGCGAACUUGAAUUUAUUGACACGAGAACUGCGAGCGAUAUGGUCUAUGGGAUAUCACUUACAGAGGAGGAAUCGAAAGCACGUUGGAACGACUUUGCCCGAAAGGAAAUCGAAGCCAUCAAAAGAAAGUUUUUACAGCAGUUGUUAAGCCAACCUAAAGUCAAAGUCUCUAUUCUGGAGGUAGCAGUGACGCAUUAUCUCGACAGCACUUUGCAAGGAGAUGCUGCGCAACCAGGGAUCAGAUACCAGCUGAAAUCAUCUGAUUGUCUGUAUCUGGAAGAAUUGCUUAGGAUACGUGGUGUUCCUGAGCGAGACAACUCAGACGAGGAAGGACGUGUCAGAAUAGUUUACCGGAGACUACAACACAUUAAGAUCAACCUCGCAUAUGGUUUUCCUAGAGCAGCUGACGCUAGAAGAGAUCUAUAG